AUGUUUUCACUCCAUUUUCAUUACGAAGAUGUAUCACGUCAAGAUCCGUUGCUCAAACCGAAUCACGCCAACGUUAUGGAAGUUCCUGGAUCGUGUGAAAUAAGAGUAGUACCAAAGGCACCCUAUAAUUUCAUAAUUAAAAAUGGAAAAUUGGCUAUGGAGAUUCCGCGCGGUCAGAAAAAAUACAGACACAAAGGGGUUCGACAGGAAAGUCGUUUCGAUCCAAUCUAUUCUUGGGGUCAAAUAAAGACAAAGGAUAUGUCAGUAGACCUGGCACGCCAAAGCACUCUCCGAGGGCAUGGAAUGUCUAAUUUUUCGGUCAGAAUCGCGAUAGUAAUGUCUCUGUUAGAUUCUCCGGUCGAAAUACGGGAAAACUCCAUUCAAUUCUCGAUGGAAACGGAGUUUUGCGAAUUCUCCCCAGAACUGGAAGAUCAUUUCGAGGUCUUCGAACAUAUUCGAGGGUUCAAUGUGACUAUUGUCACUUCGGCCAACACACAAGAUGAGACUUUACCACCGUGGAGCGGCUUUUUGCAGGGGGAAGGACUCAGCUCUUUGAAAGCUUUCACCUCGACUAGAAGAUAG
Gossypium raimondii (Peruvian cotton) is the source of this 582-nucleotide messenger RNA. The record is from the annotation of a RefSeq genome assembly. Lineage: Eukaryota; Viridiplantae; Streptophyta; Magnoliopsida; Malvales; Malvaceae.